AGGAGUUGACACUGCAAUGGAUGCUGACCGAGAGCUUGAUCCUGGCGAUGUAGAAACAUUUUAGGCUCAAUUAAAAGUAUUAAUAAAUGUAAUAUACACAACUUAAUGUAUGAUCGAACUGCAUACCCAGACAUGAACAGAACAGAUGAAUUGUGUAGCUCUAACCUUUCACAGUCAUCUGGACUGUGCUGGCUCGUUGCUUGCUGAGCCAGGAGAUGGCAGUACAGGUUAGGCUUUUGACCCCGUCUCCUCCACUCUUCUCUCUGCUCCCGGGGUACAGAGGACAUCCUGCCUUCUCCACCAUGGUUUCAAAACUCUGCAGCCAAAUACUGGCCAUGCCCCGCUGUCAGCUGUCACACACCAUCCUCACUGAGAAGAACUGAUCAAACUGAAACUCAGUAGAAUCCUGCCAUCAAAGAAUGCAUCUCCUGAUGCUGAUCUUUGGGAUUGUGCUUCUCCCUAAAGCCCACACCUUGAAAUGUUAUGAGUGUGCACCGGGAAUCUCAGGAACCUGCACAGAUACAUCAAAAGAAUGCCCUUUGCAGGGUCAACAGUGUGGGGCAAUUAAAGUCACUUCAUAUGCAGGUGGUUCAAAAAUUCUUGAUGUCAAUUCAAUAAGCUGUGCUUUGGCUGAAGAGUGUAUUGAGGCCUCAUUCAACCUUGGAAUCGGCAACACCGUAAUAACCAGCAACUGUUGCACCUCCGAUCUCUGCAACACCCAACCUGCCCCUGAACCCAGCAAAUCCAAUCCAAAUGGUAAAAAGUGCUUCUCCUGUGACGGACAAAAGUGCACCAACACUCUAAACUGUGAGGGGAAUGAGGACUACUGCAUCUCAACAACAGUGAAUCUAAGAGGUCAAACGAUGACUCUGAAGGGCUGUUCCUCCAGGACGAUUUGCUCAAAUCAAACUACGCAGGUGGCAGGAGCCUUUGGAACAGAAAUUAGCUGCUGUCAGGGGAACUUCUGCAACAGCGCCAGCAGCACAAGUGCUGGCCUUCUGCUCCUAUUCGCACCGCUGGUCUCUUUGGUCAUGCUCUCUUAACUGGUGGAAACGGCAGCAUCACCACUCAGCUUUUCUCUCAUCUUUGCAUGGCCUCAUACUGCUGCUCACACCCUGGUCCCAAUCCUUUCAAUGACUGAGAAAAUGACUUUUGAAUGACUGAGAAAGUUUAGCAAGCAAAGUAUAAAAAUAUAAUUCAGUAAAAUAGUUUUCUUUUUACUUGUCUCUUGCCUCAUACAGUUUCUUCCAGGAUCAUUUUCUUUUUUUUUAGUGUUGCCUAUAGACCAUUUCACAGCUUUGCAGCUCAUCCUGUUGUAGAACAAGGAGAAUGUAAAAAUCAUCCUGAUGCACAGUUUUUGUUCUGACUGCUAUUAUUAUCCUUAAACAUACUUUUAAUGUUAAUUAUCAAGAAUAUUUUGAUGUUACUGAUAAAAGCUGAAUAAAUAAAAAUCUUAAAAUUC
This is a messenger RNA of Perca fluviatilis (European perch), 1462 nucleotides long. RefSeq names its product urokinase plasminogen activator surface receptor-like. The transcript is spliced from 6 exons. Lineage: Eukaryota; Metazoa; Chordata; Actinopteri; Perciformes; Percidae. Bases 420 to 1043 code for a protein of 207 amino acids. The record is from RefSeq and is a predicted model, not a curated record.